This is a messenger RNA of Gordionus sp. m RMFG-2023, 1205 nucleotides long. Its product is annotated as tumor protein D52-like. Bases 95 to 793 code for a protein of 232 amino acids. Gene Ontology annotation, cellular component: cytoplasm. The record is from RefSeq and is a predicted model, not a curated record. The transcript has 8 exons. Lineage: Eukaryota; Metazoa; Nematomorpha; Gordioida; Chordodea; Parachordodidae.
AUUUAGAUAACGUUAAUUGAUUUUGUUUGCUUAAGAGUUGCCAAUUAAAAAUUGUUUUAGCAAACUAGAUAUUUCAUAAUUCAGAGGCAUUAUUAUGGCUGCAAAUCAUAAAAAACAGCAAGCAAAUAGUGAAAGCUUGCUAGAGCCCAGCGAUUUUCAUCAUCACACGACUCCCACUUCUGAUUCAAGUUUCCACCCUAAUACGACCACAUCCAUUUCCGAUGAAUCAAGCGCCCAGAAAAAGGAGUGGCAAUUAGAAUUGGCCAAAACCGAAGAUGAGAUUCAAACUUUGAGAUCUGUCCUGAAUGCCAAAUUGAGGCACGCCGAGGAAAUUAAAACCAAGCUCGGUAUAUCGCCUAUACAAGAAAUUAGAGACGAUAUUAACCAAGGCCUCAAAAAUAUUAAAGAAAGUACCGCUUAUAGAAGAACUAGUGAAUCAAUUCACGGGCUUACAGAUUCUACUGUUUAUAAAAAAUCGAGUGAAGUGGUGCAUGAUAUACACGGAACACUCGCAGAGAAUCCAUUAUUCCAAAAGACGAGUGAGACUGUAAAAAAGGCUGGAGAAACUCUCAAUGAAACGUUAAAUCCACUUUUGUCUACGGUCAGUGCUAGUGUUAAAAGCAAAUUCUGCGAUAUCAAGAAUUCUAAGGCUUAUAAAUCUUUUGAAGAUACGAUGGGUGAUGCAUACUGUUCAGUUAAGGGUAAGAUAACAGGAAACGCAGCUACAUCACCGAUAGUCAAGAGUGGUAUAGAUGAAGAUCCAGUUGCUACUUUGAUAACUUCUGACAAAUAAUUUCUAACCUUUUUUGCCUUAAAAUGAUGCAUCAUUUUUUUUGAAUUUAUAUUUUUCAGAACUAAACUUUAAUUACGGUAUUUUAGUCUUUAUUAAAUUUAAUCGUUACACGAAUAAAAACAAUGUUGGUCUCGAUCGUAAUAAAAUAAUUAGUUAUAUAUAAAUUUAUUCGCUAAUAAAUUUUAUGUUUAAAGCAAAUGUAUUUAUUUUUCGAAUUUUUGGUUUUCAUUGACAAAGUGACCAAUUAUAUUUAACGAUUAUUUAUAACAUUGUGCUCAUUUAUUUGUUUAACGCGUUUUAUUUAUUUAUUUUCAUUCUAUAAAGGAAAUUUUAAUUACAAUAUUCAAUCAUAUUUUUAUUUAUCUAUAUUAUGAUUCCAGAUAACUUUAAAGUAUUUAUUUAUAAAUAUAGG